GGGGACAGGCGGACCCGCCCUCCCUGCGGAGCCGCGACCCUGAGUCCACCGGCUGCAGAUGGGUGCCCGAGGCGCCAAAGAUGCAGGCGGGCCGGGGCGAGACGCCGGCGCCGGCCAGGGAGCUCUUCCGGGACGCAGCCUUCCCCGCGUCGGACUCCUCGCUUUUCUUCAACUCGUCCACGCCGCUGGCCCAGUUCCGAGAGGACAUCACCUGGCGGCGGCCCCAGGAAAUUUGUGCCACACCCCGGCUGUUUCCAGAUAACCCGUGGGAAGGGCAGGUGAAGCAAGGGCUGCUGGGGGACUGCUGGUUCCUAUGUGCCUGCGCAGCCCUACAGAAGGGCAGGCACCUCCUGGACCAGGUCUUUCCUCCAGGACAGCCUAGCUGGUCCGACCAGACAUACCGGGGCUCCUUCACCUGUCGCAUUUGGCAGUUUGGACACUGGAUAGAAGUGACCACAGAUGAUCGCCUGCCAUGCCUUGCAGGGAGACUCUGCUUCUCCCGCUGCCAGAGGGAGGAUGUAUUCUGGCUUCCCCUACUGGAAAAGGUCUAUGCCAAGGUCCACGGGUCCUAUGAACACCUGUGGGCAGGGCAGGUGGCCGAUGCUCUGGUGGACCUAACUGGUGGCCUGGCAGAAAGGUGGAACCUGAAGGACUUGGGAGGAACCAGUGGCAAACAGGAUGGGCCUGGGGGCCAGGAGCACAGAUCUUGCCAGCAGCUGCUGCACCUAAAGGACCAGUGUCUGAUUAGCUGUUCGGUGCUCAGCCCCAGGGCAGGUGCCAGGGAGCUGGGUGAAUAUCAUGCCUUCCUUGUCACGGAUCUGCGGGAGCUGCGGGGUCAGGCCGGCCAGGGCAUCCUCCUGCUGCGAAUUCAGAAUCCCUGGGGGCGACGGUGCUGGCAGGGCCUCUGGAGAGAGGGAGGUGAAGGGUGGAGCCUGGUAGAUCCAGCAGAAGAGUCUGAACUCCUGUCCCAGCUCCAGGAAGGGGAGUUCUGGGUGGAGGAGAAAGAAUUCCUCAGGGAGUUUGACGAGGUCACUGUUGGCUAUCCCAUCACAGAAGCUGGCCACCUGCAGAGCCUCUACACAGGAGAGGUGCUCUGCCACACGCAGGCGCUGCCCGGAGCCUGGGUCAAGGGGCAGUCGGCAGGAGGCUGCCGGAACAACAGCACCUUUCCCAGCAACCCCAAAUUCUGGCUGCGAGUCUCAGAACCGAGUGAGGUGCACAUCACUGUGCUGCAAAGACCCAGGAUGCGCAAGACAGACUGUAUAGGCCGGGCCUGGGUGCCAGCGGGUGGCCACUAUACCUCAGGGAGCCCGGCGAGCUUCCUAGGCAAAGACUACCAGGCCGUGGGCCUGCACAUCUGGAAGGUGGAGAAGCGGCGGGUCAGCCUGCCCAGGGUCCUGUCUGCACCCCCUGUGGCUGGCACUGUGUGCCACGCAUACGACCGGGAGGUGCAGCUGCACUGUGAGCUCUCACCAGGCUACUACCUGGCUGUCCCCAGCACCUUCUUGAAGGACGUGCCAGGGCAGUUCCUGCUCCGAGUCUUCUCCACUGGGAAAGUGUCCCUCAGUGCUGUCAAGGCCACGUCCAAGGGCACCACCCCUGGGGCAACCCUGCCUGAUGGAGAGUGGGGGACAGUUCAGCUGCGGGGCUUCUGGAGAGCCGGCCAGACAGCAGGGGGCAGCAGGAACUUUGCCUCCUACCCCACAAACCCCUGCCUCCCCUUCUCUGUCCCUGAUGGCCCCAGCACACGCUGCGUCCGCAUCACUCUGCAUCAGCACUGCCAGCCCAGGGGUGGUGAGAUCCACCCCAUUGGCUUUCACGUCUUCCAGGUUCCAGUCGGGGGUGGGAGCCCUGGUGCACCCCCGCUGCUGCUGCAGGAGCCACUGCUGAGCUGUGUGCCACAUCGCUAUGCCCAGGAAGUGAGCCAGCUCUGCCUGCUGCCCGCGGGGACCUACAGAGUGGUACCUUCCACCUACCUGCCAGACACAGAGGGGGCUUUCACUGUGACCAUAGCAACCAGAAUAGACAGGCGGCCCAUUCACAGCCAGGAGGUGCUUGGCCAGUUCCUCCAGGAGGUCUCCGUCUUGGCAGUGAGGAAAACCUAGCUAGUGGCACCUCAUGCCACUUCAGGUGACGAGCCUGAGAGCUACCUGUGAGCCUCAGCUUAGCAGGGUAGCUGUGUGCCUUGUUUCACAUGAGACUUCCUGUCCCAGGGAGAUGCUGCCCUGUGUCCGAGCAGGUACAGAACAGACAGGAACAACUCGGUGGCAUCUGAGACGCUGAUUUCAGGGCCCAGACACUCAGCCAUCCCAGAAUUCUCACACAUCAUCUGUUGCUGACUCUAGACAGGCCUUAUGCCAGGCAGGAGUACAUGGCAACAAAUCUUACUUGAAACUGCUUAUUAUUUGAAUCACAUGUCAGAUAUACUUUGUAAAUAAACAUAAGCACUGA
Molecule: messenger RNA, 2451 nt
Organism: Otolemur garnettii (small-eared galago)
Lineage: Eukaryota; Metazoa; Chordata; Mammalia; Primates; Galagidae
Gene: CAPN10
Product: calpain 10
Exons: 12
Coding region: 81-2105 (674 amino acids)
Biological process (GO): proteolysis
Cellular component (GO): cytoplasm
Molecular function (GO): calcium-dependent cysteine-type endopeptidase activity
Source: RefSeq, a predicted model, not a curated record